AUGGACGGAGGAAUGAGGGGAGGUAGAGGAAGAGGGGAGAUGGAUGGAGGAAUGAGGGGAGGUAGAGGAAGAGGGGAGAUGGAUGGAGGAAUGCGGGGGCGAGGAGGAAGAGGUGGUCUGAGGGGACGUGGAGGAAAACAGCCCGGUAUCCCAGACUUCAGUCCCAACACUAUCCCCCUGGGAGGUGGGAGGACGGAGGACGACAUGGAGGGGGUUCCUUAUGACUACAGACCUCCACAUGAAGAGAUGAGAUCACAACAUGGACGACAGGAGGAAGACUGGCAGGAGUGGCAACAGGACCCUCCACUGGAGAAACCUAGAGGGCCUCCCCUGCCUGAAGAGGAGAUCUGGGUCCCUGAAGAGCACCACUACCCUCCAGAGGACUACUACGAAGACCCAGGGAGAGGAGGUCCCCCUAUGGGGAGAGGAGAGCCUCUAGACGGGCACCACUGGGAGGAAGCAGACCCCCCACCUCCAGAGUACUGGGGAGAGGAAGGAGGAGAUCCAUACUGGAUGGACCGGAGGCCCCCUCCUCAUGGCAUAAGAGGAGGCCCCAGAGCCCCCUUCCUCCCUGGGCGUGGUCGCCCUCCACGCGGCCGACCCGGCUUCAUGCACCAGGGGGGUCCCAGACGCCCCCUUCCGCCUCCUCACGGAGCCAUGGACCCCCAUGACCCUCUGGGGUCCCCCAUGGAGCCUCACGAUGACAUGGACCCUCUGGGACCCCCCCUGCAUCGAGACUACAACCCCCGCGGGCUGCCCACGCACCACGAUAUAAUGGAGAGAGACAUAAGGGGGCGUCCGCCUCCACCUAGAGAGAUGAUGGACAGAGAUCUGAUGGGGCCUGGUGGUCAGCCUCCAUACCACGACAUGGAGAGGGGCCCUGGAUGGCCCCCGGUCCCAGGACAACCCCCCCACCACGGCAGAGAUGGGACAAGAGGUCCCCCUCUGCCUCCCAAUGAGAUUAUGAUGGAGCGGGGAGGGAUGAGGAGGCGUCCGAUGGGCAGGGGCCGGGGCAUGAUGCGGCAACCACCUCACCCACACGAGGAGAUGGAGGGGUACCCCCACGAUGGGUACGAGGGGGAGUUUGGUGGUCCUGGUGAUGACGGGUAUGGAAGACCGCUGCCACCACGUGACUGGCCGGACCGCCCCCCACAUGAGUAUGAGCGUGAGGAGGAGUAUUAUCCCCAUGAGCAGCCUCCUCGUGGUGGGGAGUGGGACAGGGAGAGAGGACCACUACCAGAGAGGGACUAUCCUCCCUACCCUCCCCGUGGCCCUCCUCCAGACCGCUUCAGAGAGGAUGAGUGGACCGCUGAAGGAGACAGAGAUCGUCCUCCGUACCCCUACGAGGGAGACAGAGAUCGUCCUCCGUACCCCUACGAGGGAGACAGAGACCGUCCUCCGUACCCCUACGAGGGAGACGAGCGCGGAAGAGGAGGCAAGCUCCAAAGUCUCGACUACCCAGGCGACCCUCCUUACAGGCACAAUGAACCCCCCUACCUGCCCCCUCCAGUGUGGGAGAGACCCAGACCACCCUUUCCGGAGAGAAACUACCCCCCAGACUUUGAGGACCGUAGGCCCCAUUAUGACGGGCAACCCGAGCCCCCUAGAUCAGAUCUAGGUAUCCCUCCACCCACACCUUCCCAGGCCCCUGCUCCUCCCAGUACUGCACCAGACAGUGUUCAGGAACCAGCCUCACAGGGAACUGGACCGGGUAUAUUGGCGCUGUCACAACGACAACAUGAGAUCAUCCUGAAAGCUGCCCAUGAGCUGAAGCUCAUCAGGUAAAGUAGAGACAUCAUGGUCGGGGUCAAUUCGGGAAGUACACUAAAAUUCAAAUUCUCUUCAAUGCUUUUCAAUUAGGAACAUGUCGAAUUGCAAUUUGUUUUACUUUCGUAAUUGCCUGGAAUUCAAAUGGAAUUGACCCCAACCCUAAGACAUAUGUAUGUAUGCAAGGGGUUUCCCCUAAGAUAGAAACUGUCUUUGUGAAACCUUGUAAUAUUUGUAUGACCACAAUAUAUAUCAAAUAUUAUACAGUGCAUUCGGAAAGUAUUCAGACCCCUUGACUUUUCCCAAAUGUUGUUACCUUACAGCCUUAUUCUAAAAAUGGAUUAAAAAAAUAAAUUAAUCUCAUCAAUCUACACACAAUACCCCAUAAUGACAAAGCAAACACAGUUGAAUACAUUUUUGCAAAUGUAUAAAAAAAUCCAAACUGAAAUAUCACAUUUACAUAAGUAUUCAGACCCUUUACUCAGUACUUUGUUGAAGCACCUUUGGCAGCGAUUACAGCCUCGACUCUUCUUGGGUAUGACGCUACAAGCUUGGCACAACUGUAUUUGUGGAGUUUCUCCAAUUAUUCUCUGCAGAUCCUCUCAAGCUCUGUCAGGUGGGAUGGGGAGCGUCGCUGCACAGCUAUUUUCAGUUCUCUCCAGAGAUGUUCGAUCGGGUUCAAGUCCGGGCUCUGGCUGGGCCACUCAAGGACAUUCAGAGACUUGUCCCGAAACCACUCUUUGUACUUUGCUCCGUUCAUCUUUCCCUUGAUCCCAACUAGUCUCCCAGUCCCUGCCGCUGAAAAACAUCCACAAUGCUUCACCAUAGGGAUGGUGCCAGGUUUCCUCCAGACGUGACGCUUGGCAUUCAGGCCAAAGAGUUCAAUCUUGGUUUCAUCAGACCUUUUCUCAUGGUCUGAGAGUCCUUUAGGUGCUUUUUGGCAAACUCCAAGCGGGCCUAUCAUGUGCCUUUUACUGAGGAGUGGCUUCUGUCUGGCCACUACCAUAAAGGCCUGAUUGGUGGAGUGCUGCAGAGAUGGUUGUCCUUCUGGAAGGUUCUCUCAUCUCCACAGAGGAACUCUGGAGCUCUGUCAGAGUGACCAUCUGGUUCUUGGUCAACUCCCUGACCAAGGCCCUUCUCCCCCGAUUGCUCAGUUUGGCCGGGCGGCCAGCUCUAGGAAGAGGCUUGGUGGUUCCAAACUUCUUCCAUUUUAAGAAUGAUGGAGGCCACUGUUCUUGUGGACCUUCCCCAGUUCUGUGCCUCGACAGAAUCAUAUCUCGGAGCUCUACGGACAAUUCCUUCAAACUCAUGGCUUGGUUUUUGCUCUGACAUGCACUGUCAACUGUGGGACCUUUAUAUAGACGGGUGUGUGCCUUUCCAAAUCAUGUCCAAUCAAUUGAAUUUACCACAGGUGGACUCUAAUCAAGUUGUAGAAACAUCUCAGGGAUGAUCAAUGGAAACAGGAUGCACCUGAACUCAAUUUCGAGUCUCAUAGCAAAGGGUCUGAAUACUUGUGUAAAUAAGGUAGUUCUAUUUGUUUUUGCUUUGUUAUUAUGGGGUAUUGUGUGUAGAUUGAUGGGGGGGGGGGGGGGGCAAUUAAAUCAAUUAUAGAAAAGGCUGUAACAUAACAAAAUGUGGAAAAAGUCAAGGGGUCUGAAUAUUUUCCAAAUGCACUGUAUAUAUAUCUAUAUAUUUUUUUUUGAAGUACUGUUUUUCCACAGCUGUUUUUUGUGAGAGACCUCUGUAUAUAGCCUGGGUACCAGGCUGUUUGUGCUAUCAUUCUACCCUUUUGUGAUGCCAUGUUUUGGAGUACAAGGAGAGGGAACGUUAGCACAAAAUAGGAUUCCAGGGUGCUCCGUACGUGCAAAUGUAUCACACAGCACUUUAAAAACAAUGUAGGUCUGUUUCUCUGGUACUGAACAGAGAAAUGCAGGAGAGUAAGACCGAUGGAGAGGCCCUUCCAGUCACGUCUGAGCCCAAGCCAGAGCUCCCUGCUGGUCUGCUAGGGCUGGAGAUACCCCCUGAGGUCCGCAGUGCCCUGCAGGUAAACAACCGCACCUAAUUUAUAUAAUAUACUAUAUCAUUUAUAUAUUUGACAUAACAUAUAGAAUUUAACUGUUUGACAUUUGCAUAUAGGAUUUAGCCGCAGGUAAAUCUAUGAACCUGGGUUUGACAGAUUACAGUUUUGUGUAUUUUCUUUUUAAAGCGGUUUAUUCAAGUAAUUUUAUAUAUAUAUAUAUAUUUGUUGAAUCUCACAGUUGAUUCAUGUCACUAGCUAGGUUUCCAUCCAAUUGGCGACAGAUUUUCAUGCAAAUAUUCUAAAAUUGGAAAGGAGCGUCAGGCUCAUGCACCUCCAGCACUUUCACCACCCUGUGAAGUUCAUCAUAACUUAUUUCAUCUGUAGCCUGAUAACCUGCAUGGUUUACCAAGUCGUAGUUGGAGGACCACGCACCAUGUCAUCGCGUGACUCCAGGUUCACUUCGAUAUGAUGCUUAUUAUACUGAAUCAAUAUAACGCAUUAAGACGAUUCCACCUCCAUUUCUUGUAUAAUUUAUUUUACAGACACAAAAACCUUCCGCCUUGUCUAGGGUAUUUUGUUUUGUCAACAGUUGAAACGUUUAUUGACAGAUUUGCUGUUGCCGUCAGGCCUCUUUUUAUUAAAAAAAUUAUACUGGUUGUACUUUACUUGCAUAGAAAGGUUGGAUGGAAACUUGGUUAUAAUAUUGGUUAUAAACCUGGUUGUAAUAUUGGUUAUAAACCUGGUUGUAAUAUUGGUUAUAAACCUGGUUGUAAUAUUGGUUAUAAACCUGGUUGUAAUGUUGGUUAUAAACCUGGUUGUAAUAUUGGUUAUAAACCUGGUUGUAAUAUUGGUUAUAAACUUGGUUGUAAUAUUGGUUAUAAACCUGGUUGUAAUAUUGGUUAUAAACCUGGUUGUAAUAUUGGUUAUAAACCUGGUUGUAAUAUUGGUUAUAAACCUGGUUGUAAUAUUGGUUAUAAACCUGGUUGUAAUAUUGGUUAUAAACCUGGUUGUAAUAUUGGUUAUAAACCUGGUUGUAAUAUUGGUUAUAAACCUGGUUGUAAUAUUGGUUAUAAACCUGGUUGUAAUAUUGGUUAUAAACCUGGUUGUAAUAUUGGUUAUAAACCUGGUUGUAAUAUUGGUUUGUAAUAUUGGUUAUAAACCUGGUUGUAAUAUUGGUUAUAAACUUGGUUGUAAUAUUGGUUAUAAACCUGGUUGUAAUAUUGGUUAUAAACCUGGUUGUAAUAUUGGUUAUAAACCUGGUUAUAGUCCAACAGUAUAUUUGAAGUAGACCACUUUAAUUAUGGUCCAUUGUCAUUUCCAGGUCACAUAAAUAUUUGUGACUCUGUUUUUUCCAGUUACACAUUUUUAGAUAUUUACCCAUUUUUUUAAAAAUCCGUUAACCCACGUCUCUGUUUCUCUACCCCAGGCGACCAACCUCAUGUCUAGCUCAACUGCUGCAAGAACAGUGACGUGGGGAGACCCCAAACCUCAAGAUACUGGGUACCUGUCCUCUGCUCCUCCAGUCCCCAAUGCACCAGUCAUCCCUAAGACUGUCGACUAUGGACAUGGACACGGUAGGGAAAGAAACGUGGAAAUAGGAAGCAGGGUUGGGGUCAGUUCCGUUCCGAUACCAUUCAUAAAGUAACCUAAAUUCCAAUUCCAUAUGUCCCUUGUUGAAAUACAUUAAAGAGAAUUGGAAUGCGUAUUGGAAUUUGUUUAGGAAUUGGAACUUCAAAUGUUAUUGGCCACAUGCGCCGAAUACAACAGGUGCAGACAUUACAGUGAAAUGCUUACUUACAGCCCUUAACCAACAAUGCAUUUAUUUUUAAUAAAAAAGUAAAAUAAAACAACAACAAAAAAGUGUUGAGAAAAAAAGAUCAGAAGUAAAAUAAAAUAACAGUAGGGAGGCUAUAUAUACAGGGGGGUACCGGCACAGAGUCAAUGUGCGGGGGCACCGGCUAGUUGAGGUAGUUGAAGUAAUAUGUACAUGUGGGUAGAGUUAAAGUGACUAUGCAUAAAUAAUUAACAGAGUAGCAGCAGCGUAAAAAGGAUGGGGUGGGGGUGGGGGGGGCAGUGCAAAUAGUCCGUGUAGCCAUGAUUAGCUGUUCAGGAGUCUUAUGGUUUGGGGGUAGAAGCUGUUGAGAAGCCUUUUGGACCUAGACUUGGCGCUCCGGUACCGCUUGCCGUGCGGGAGCAGAGAGAACACUCUAUGACUAGGGUGACUGGAGUCUUUGACAAUUUUGAGGGCCUUCCUCUGACACCGCCUGGUAUAGAGGUCCUGGAUGGCAGGAAGCUUAGUGCCUUCCUCUGACACCGCCUGGUAUAGAGGUCCUGGAUGGCAGGAAGCUUCCUUAAUUGACUGAUGUAAAAUUUCAGUAAAAAUAUAUAAAUGGUAACUAAAGGGUGCUCAUUGGAAACGAGUAUCUAAAUAGAGUGAUAACAAAGGAAGUUGUGGCUUGUAUCUUUAAAAACGAUAGACCUAAAAGGUUUUAAAUGAAGUGGUUAUUCUGCUACAGAAACAUGACAUUGCCUCUUGUAGGCUGUGCGUGUGUUUUCCCUUCAAGACAUUGACCCCCCCCCCCCACAUUUCCAUGUGACUUUCCAGAUCUGGGUGCUGCCACGGUGGAGCGGAUCUCUUACGGCGAGAGGAUUGUGUUGAGGCCCGAUCCCUUAGCUGACAGAGAGAGGAGCUAUGAAAAAGGUGACUUCGUGUUUAUUUUUUGGAUGGUGAUCGUUUUUUUGAGACUUACUAGCAUUUGUUUUUUUUUUGCAGGUAGCGGCUAAUUCUGUAUGUCGCUUCGGAUAAAAGCGCCUGCUAAAUGUCAUAUAUUAUUAUUAUUAUUAUAAUGAUAUCCUCCUUUCCCCCUAUAGAACUGCUGGGACCCCUGAGAGAGAGAGACCCUUACCACAGAGACAUGUACUACGACAGACGACCGGUAGACCCCUACACGGAGCGCAGGGAGUACGGCAGGGAGAUGUACAGAGAGAAACCUCCCGUGGACUUUGAACGAGACCGAUUUGAGAGGGGACGCUAUCCGCCUCGAGAUGGCAGGUAUACCCUGGUUACAUUCAGUGGAGAUUGAACACGUACAAAUAAAAUGACUAGAUUUAUUGAUUUAUAAAGAGAUCAUAUAUUUCUAUGGAUUAAACAGCGGCCACAGUGAAUGCUACUGUAUGCGAAUUAAUCCACAAGCUCCACUUGUGAAUGUGUUACUUUUGUCUUAUGGUCUUGUUAAUGCAAUCAAUCAAAUCUUUAUAAAGCAAUUAUUUAUUUUUUUACCUCAGCAGUUGGGAGUUAUUUUACAGAACUGUGUGACAAUGCAAUGUAGAACUACCAAGCGUCAGUAAAUGUGUAACAACAUUUUUAGUUUUUUUUAUGUUCUUGCUGCUUUCAAGCAAACACUCCAUGGGUGUUGUUGAUGAAAGGUAUUAUCACACUGUGUUACUCUGACGAGUCCAGCUGGAUGGUGUGGCCUUGUGUAUGCUGCCUGCUCCAGGGCUUGCGUGUUCACAAAGCAUCUACGUGUAGGAGUGCUUGGAUCAGAUCCCUCCCUGUCCAUAUAAUCCGUAUUCAUUAUGAUCUAAAAGGGGAAACUGAUCUGGGGUCCAGAUAUAUGCAGUGUUCUGAGGGGUUUUCAUCCUGCGUCUCUAUCUCUCCAGACCACCCCCCGGCCAUCCUCGCCCCGGCCCCCCACCACCUCGCCCGGGCUACAGGGAGAGGGAGGGCAGCCGGACCAGUAGAGACAGAGAGGAUCCUUAUGGAAGGCCUGGGGGUUAUGACAGACCUCCGUACGAGCGCGGACCUGAGCGCUACGACCACGGUGCCUCACCAUACGGUAAGACAUGCUGUGUACUGCCGUCUCUAGCGAACACACGGACUUGGGUGCAUUGCAAAUGCCUUUAGUGUGUGAGUGGUGUUGAUUUGUACUAUGCAAAAAUUCCACUGUCCAAAAGGAAAAAGGGACUAAAGCUACAUGCCGUAAAACACGUUGGUUUUAACAAUCAAAAUGGUGUUUAAGGCACCUUCCGUCGUCCUACUAAUGUUCAGUUUGCUCGUCUUUUUAUGCCUCUUGGUUGUAGAGUCAAAUAGCGACAGUAUUCUCUUUUAUCCUUGGCACUGACUGUCCUGUCUUGUGGUCCAGGUGAACGGAGGAGUUACCCAGAGGACAGAGGAGGAGGAGGCCCCACGUCGUCCCACCCUCCUCCUCCCCCACCGACUGCUCCUCCUUCCAGGAUGGAGAAGAAACCGGAGACCAAGAACGUGGAGGACCUUCUCAAACUGCCAGGCCGAGACACUCGUCCAGAAAGGGUGCAAAUAAAUGGCUGCUCACUCACUCUCAAUCGCCAUUACGCUUCAUUCACUUACUUCCUCAUUCAAUUCAAUACAACUUUUUAAAUACAGUACUUCCUUAUUCAAUUCAAUACAACUUUUAUUUAUCCCUCUCAGGGACAAUUAAGAAAUGCGUUGCCAGGAUAAUGACAUCCUCAACCUGUAGUCCAAUACAAGUACAACAAGAGUACACAGAUCUCAUAUCCCCCAGUAUAUCCCCAGAUACAUGUCUACUGUAUGAGUGAGUUCCAUAACCUCUGUGAUGUUUCUCAGAUCGUCAUCAUAAUGAGAGGCCUACCAGGAAGUGGAAAAAGCCAUGUGGCCAAGCUGAUACGGGUGAGUAGAACCUAGAGUUACCAUCGUCCAACUUGGCUGUUCUGUUGUGGUAACAAUAACUCAUCUGGGAUGAAAUGUUAUUUCCUGUCAUGCGUUUCCUGUUUUCCAGAUAUAUAAUAUGUUAUAGAUAUCCUAGCGUUCUUUCACAGUGUUCAAAUACCUACCCUCGUUCCACCAUCCUGAUGUCGAAGAGCGCAUGAGAGCGCGGCGGUCAGGGUGGUGGAUCAGGUUAACACAAAUACCUGCACCCCUCGUCAUAUAAACACAACGUUGCUUUCAAUUUCUACAAGCCCCAACGUCAGUCGUCUUCUUCCUUGUUUGUCCGAAAGACGUCACUUCCUGAAACUUCUCGAGUGCUGCCUUCUCUCACUGAAAUACCUUGUCGUUUACUAGCUCUGACGUUGCUGAUAGCGGCUCUACUGAGGAAGUUUAACUUGCUGUGACUGAUAUGUGGUUGUCUCACCGAGCUACCUUAAGAUGAAUGCAUUUAACUGGAAGUGGCUCUGGAUAAGAGCGUCUGCUAAAUGACUAAAAAUGUAAAAUGUUGUUGCGUGGUUAAGGAUAAGGAGGUGGAGUGUGGAGGGGCUCCUCCCAGGGUGCUGGGAUUAGACGACUACUUCAUGACGGAGGUGGAGAAGGUGGAGAAGGACCCAGAAACUGGGAAACGGGUCAAACUCAAGGUCUGUCCUUCUGCUUGCUCUCCGACUGACUUUAAACCUCUCUGUUCCUACUAUAUGUGGAGCAUAAGGCUUCCACAAGAGAGUUUUUUUUAGUUUAGUCAAAUACUAUCUCUGUGUAGAAGUAGGCCUGAAGAAAACCCACCCAUGUAUAACAUGAUGGCUCACUGAAGCUAUUGUAAUACAUUUAGCGAAUGUCACCAUUUAGGCUGUGUGGUUUCUGCAGGCUUUGCAGGUGUUUUUAAUGUAUUAUUUGAACACACAUUUUAUUUGUAUUUGAAUAUCAAUCCAUAACAUUUUCCUUUCUUGUCAGUGUCUGGAAUACGAGUAUGAAGCGGAGAUGGAAGAGACGUACAGGAACAGUAUGCUAAAAACCUUCAGGAAGACGCUAGACGACGGCUUCUUCCCCUUCAUCAUCAUCGACGCUAUUAACGACAGGGUUAAAUACUUCGAUCAGUUCUGGAGCGCUGCCAAGACUAAAGGCUUCGAGGUCGAGUUAACGUUUCAUAUCUUUGAAAUAUCAAAAAUGUGGAGAUGCAACGCUACUAGGUUCCUUGGUCGAUACUUAGCUUGCCGUUUUUAGAAUUCGUGCCCAAUAAAUGACGUAAAUCUAAGUGGUACAUUAGAACAGAGUUGGAUCUCUCUGAAACCUAUACAUUCCGGAUGUGGCCUCUAUUACGUAUAUAACGUGUCAAUGUAUUUGUAUGCCAGGUGUACUUGGCUGAAAUCACUGCAGACUAUCAGACUUGCGCUAAAAGAAAUGCCCACGGACGGAAGAUUAAGGACAUUCAAAAGGUACUGUGCUGAGUGCCCUUUGCGUCCACAAUCGCAGAGCUCUCAUACAUUUUCAAUGGUAUCAGGUGGCUUAUUUCUCAAGGCAUUGAUAAUGACAGUGAUAGACUAAGUAUAUUGUGUAUUUAUUUUCUGGUGUCUGUAUAGUAUUUUAUUUUCUGGUGUCUGUAUAGUAUUUAUAUAUAGUAUAUUGUGUAUUUAUUUUCUGGUGUCUGUAUAGUAUUUAUAUAUAGUAUAUUGUGUAUUUAUUUUCUGCUGUCUGUAUAGUAUUUAUAUAUAGUAUAUUGUGUAUUUAUUUUCUGCUGUCUGUAUAGUAUUUAUAUAUAGUAUAUUGUGUAUUUAUUUUCUGCUGUCUGUAUAGUAUUUAUAUAUAGUAUAUUGUGUAUUUAUUCACGUUCUGUUUUACAUUUCUGUUUAUUUAUUUGUUUUUUUUCCCGUCUGUGUAGAUGUCCAAUAACUGGGAGUCGUCUCCACGUCACAUGGUGCGCCUGGAUAUCCGCUCUUUGCUUCAGGAUGCUGCUAUUGAGGAGGUACGUCGUAUGGAAACGUUUCACAAUAUGUUCAGAUCUAGGUAUUAUACCACUUAGGGGGCAUAAAGGUGCUACACAUAGGAUUUGUUUGAAUAUCGGCAGUAAUGGUGAAAUGAGUGUUUCACAGUAUUUCUUACCCGCCAGUGUUGUGAUUGGCUGGGAUAUUCGCCUAUAGAUUUCUCCCGCCAGAGCGGCAUUUGUUGUCAAAAUGGGAAAACUGUUUUGACUUUGGCUGUGUUAUCUAGUGGUAAUCAUGUCUCCCGAGUGGCGCAGUGGUCUAAGGCACUGCAUCGCAGUGCUAGCUGUGCCACUAGAGAUCCUGGUUCGAAUCCAGGCUCUGUCGUAGCCGGCCGCGACCGGGAGACCCAUGGGGCGGCGCACAAUUGGCCCAGCGUCGUCCAGGGUAGGGGAGGGAAUGGCCAGCAGGGGAUGUAGCUCAGUUGGUAGAGCAUGGCGUUUGCAACGCCAGGGUUGUGGGUUCGAUAAAAUAAUGUAUGUGCUAACUGUAAGUCGAUAAGAGCGUCUGCUAAAUGACUAAAAUGUAAAAUGUAAAUGUAAUCAGGUCAAGUGGCCAAUAUAGAAAUUGCUCUGUCAUUUCCUGGUUGCUAAAAUUUUACACAGUUCGCUCAAUUUCAGUUUGUGAGAAAACAAGCACUGUAUAGUGUAGGGAAUCAUUGUACCAUCUAAAUCACUGUGAAAUAUAUUUUCAAUAACAAAAAAUAUUGUUUGUGAAACUGGUGGUGGACCAAAACAGGAAAGUAUAAGACUCAGGCCCGUGUCUCCACCAUGUUACGGGGGGAAAUGGGAUGCGGGGGAUGGGGGAGAUGUAUUUUGAAUGCAGCCUAGUGCUGUUGCAAUUCACCAAGCUUCCACAUGGGGGAGAAACUCUAGGUGUAGCACCUUUUUAUUUAUUUUUAUAAGCGUCAUUAAAUAUACCUUUUUAUAAUGGGUUUCUGUUAUAAGAGUGAACCUAGUCCUCUCUAUAGCGAAGGAUGAGGACCAGAUAAGGUAUAGUGUACCUGUUGGCACUAUCCUCAAUGAUUUCAGUGUAGCCACUUGUGUGGUUGUGAAGUUUAAUUUUUUAUAUAUAUAUUUUUUUAGAAUAAAAUAAAUUCUACCUACCUAUCUAAGGCAUUUGUUAAAAUGUUUCAAUCAGUGAAAUUCAAUGGAAACAUUUUGUAUUUGAAGGUUGAGAUGGAAGACUUCAAUCCUGAUGACGAGCCGCUGAAGGAGCCCAAGAAGGAGGAGGAGGAGGAGGAGGAAGAGGAAGUUAAGGUAGGACUCAAUCAGCAUGCCCUUUAUAGCUGUUACUGUUCUUAAAGGGAUCUACUGAUCUCUGUCUGUGCUCAUAUCCACGAGAGCAGGACUCUCCGACCCUGUUCCUGGAGAGCUACCCUCCUGUAAGUUUUCACAUCUUAUCAACCAGCUAAUUAUUAGAAUCAGGUGCGUUAGGACGGUAGCUCUCCAGGAACAGGGUUUUUGAGAGCCCUGCACCAGAAACACAUUGGUCCAUUUGAUAUGGUGUCAUUGCAGUGAGCAGACGUGCUAGGUUGCUUUGCAGGUACAGUGAGUGACUUGUUGACAUAAGCCCUUGGCUCCUUUAAAGAGCGUAUGCCAUUGACGGAUGCCAGUAUUGCAGUUACAGCAGUACAUUUGGUUUUUGUUAAAGGCCCAGUGCAGUCAAAAAAAUGUGAUAUACCUGUGUUUUAUAUAUAUUUCCACACUAUGAGGUUGGAAUAAUACAGUGAAAUUGUGAAAAGGAUAAUGCACUUUUAGUGUAAGAGCUGUCAAUUGUAGCUUGUUUCCCCUCCCCACUCAGAUCGCUCCGACAGUCCUAGCAAAAUUCUUGCUUGAGAAAUUGCUCUUUGCUAAGAAGCUAUUUUUGUUUUGUUUUUUUAACAUUUUAAUUGAAAACAAUCACAGUAAUGUACUUAAUUGCUACUCAGAAAUGAUUUGAUAUUGAGAUAAAAACGGCUGCUUUGGACCUUUUUAAGAAAGGUUGAUGUUGAGUUUUUAUUUUGGCCUUGUUUGGUUGAUACUAUCCUCAUUGUGCUGAGAUUAAUCACGUUUAUCAAAAAAACGUCUCAUAAUAACAUUAAUGAUAAGUUUUAUAAAGUUAUAAACCCAAGUCAAACAACCUAUACAGGGAUACAAAAUACAAGCGUACCAGAAUGAGGAAGAUCAUGAGAUUUGGAAACUCGAGAAAGUAGUGUGGCCUGUGGCCUAGUGGUUAGUUGACCCCAACACAGACACAUUUAUCAGAGAAUCCAACCCACAAUGCUUCUGACUCUGGCCUUUCCUGUUCUCUUCACUGUCCUAUAUCUGUUCAAUAAAACCACAAGAAUACAAAAGGAGUGGGAUUUACCACAUAUAUUUUUUAAAAAUAUUCAAAAUAAAUAAAUGGAGAAAUCAUUCAGGAUAUCUUUUGCCGAGGUAAUGUGUAUGCUUUUUAGGAUGGUGUAUGUAAGUGAUUUGAAAUAUCUUUCUUUUUUUGGGGGGGGGGGUGGGUUGUUAACUAAAUAAGCCUAAAUUAGCUCUGGAUUUCUUCUGUAAUCAAACUCUACUUGAGUAAGACAAAAUAUGUUUGUGUUGCCAUGGUGUUAGUUCCUUACUAGAUGGUAAGUAUAUGCAUACCUUUUUAGAGUUAGAUUCAGCGAUUUUAUUAACUUUUUCCAUUUAGAAAAUCUGUGAUUUUAACACAUCCUAUCUCAAAUUCAUGGAUAUAGUUAUUGUGACCUAGUAAAUGGGAGACCCGUCCGUGUAAAACCUUUUUAUUAUGUUAUGUAGGCCACACUUUAAAAUGUAAUGAAGAUCUGUAUUCUUGAAGUUCCUCCUGAAACACGCUUCUGUCAUGAAACUCGACUUCUUGAAAACGACUACUUGUGACGUAGAAGGUUUAAUGCAACCGAGCAUAUAGUGCUCGACUAUAUCUGACGUUAUUUUCCUUUUCUUAAUGGAAAUAAUAUAAUAGCCACGUCAAUUCAUUUAAAAAAAUAUAUAUUGUUGUUGAUGUUAAUUUACUCUAGUGACGGCUAUAACAUGUCUGACUUGAAUAAUCCAGUAUAUAUACUAUUUAUUUAUUUUAAACAAUGAAAAUAUCAAUGUGGGUGUCCUAACGUUUGAUUUUCAAUGUAAUUAAUGGAUAUGACUUGAUAAUUGGACCAUAAUGACUUGACACUUCCAUGGUCCAGUUGAUAAUAACAAUUUGUAAUUUCUACAAACAGCACCAUAAAUAUUAUGUUUUUUCUCAUGUAUUUAGCGGGGGGAAAAAGAAACCCAUUUCUAGUGGUGUGGUGGUGCCUGGAGAAGUUGGAAUACAAACAUUUUUGCCAAAUAUUUCCUAAACGGCCCGCCCGGUGAAGGAAUGGCGACCUGUGUGAUUUUUUUUUUUCUCCUAUAUUUCUAUAGUUCAGGUUUUCACUCUCAAAAUCACCCGUAAAAAGUCCACAACAACGCUUAAACCACAUCAGAGGGAUCUCCUAUGAAGCGGGUUUGAGGAGUUAGCGAGGUAACGUUGGCCAACUCCGGAUAACCGGUCAGGUACAUUUCUAUGGCGACAGAUCUUUCAGAACUAACCUGCUCCGGGAAAGGCUAACUCACGGUUUCACUCCGCUUACCCUGAAUUAAAUGACUGAGGAUAGAGUUCAGUACCAAUGAAAUCAGAUUCCCUCCAUCUUGCAAAGAUUGCAUUAUCAUCCCCUUCAUUUGAGGAAGAAUACUGAUUUUAAAUAUUAUAUUAAUCGAAUGUUGUUUUUGGUGUAAAAAAAAAUAUAUUUUUAAAAUGCAUGUCACGUUACACAUUUAGUAAUGACAGAAUGCAUUUUAAACUUCACACAAUGUAACACUUUUGUAUGACUUAAUAGUGUGGGGAAAGGGUGCUUGUGCAUUAAUAAGUACGCCAAAUACGGCAUUAACGAUAAGCAGUGGUCUUAUCGUUAAUGCCGUCUUUAACGGACGAGGAAUAUCCUCCGUCGUAGUACGGAUGAAGCCUUUUAGUGGUGCCUGGAUAAGUGGGUAUCCUCAAAUGUUGGCCAAAAUCUCCCAAACGGCUCGCCCGGCGAAGGAAAGGCACCCUGUGUGGAAAAAGCUAUGUUUUCCUAAAUGUGUUUUCCUAUAUAUAUUUAUUUUUUCAGGUUUUCACUCUCAAAAUAUUUUUUACAAUAUAACAUCUACAAAAAUCGAAUGUUCUAAGUCCAAUGCUUAUACCACAUCAGGAGAGCAUUUUUUUUUAGGUCUGGGAGAAAUCGACAAAAAAAAAGAAAUGAGGGAGGAGCCCUUUUAAAUUUAAUUGUGAACCAAGCAAGAGACCGUUUGGCCAAGGGUGUUUCUGUACUGUAGGCUACAAUGUAAUGGCAAGAGUUUACACACAAAAAAAAAGCGCUCCCGAUUUGAUACAAAUCACACGACAUCAUUCUGCCAGGUAGACCUACUCUGCAGUGAACAUUUUCAUUGGGAAGUUUUUUUUUUUUUGGUUAAGCCUUUUAGAAAUGUUCUUUCCAACAGCGCAUGAUGACUGAAUUGCGCAUCGCAAAGCUUCAACAAAGACUUCGGACCAAACUUCUUCAAUAGCUGGUUUGCAUACCCACUGUUGCCUUAGUUAGCAUUUACUGGUAGAUACCAUACAUUUUAAACGUAUUAGCUACUCUACUGGCUCCCGAUGUCGUUCAAUUCUGUGAGCUGCUCCAUGAGACAGUCGGUUGAGAGCUGCGGGCUCAUGCUGCCUGGUAUUCAGCUGAAUCUAGCUGUAUGCGGCACGCUUGUGAAUAUAAACGUAACAAAAAUAAACACGCAACAUGCAACAGUUUCAACAUUAAAAAAAAUCUUUCAGCUCCACUAAACUUGGGACCAACACUUUACAUGUUGCGUUUAUAUUUUUGUUCAGUAUAUUUCACAUGCUUUGCGAUUGUAUAGGCUACCUUGUGUAUGAUUUCUCUAUUGUACUACGUCAUUAUAAUUUAUAUCGUAUACCUCCACUACACUGCUUUUAAUACGCAACAGUAGGGGUUAAUAAAUGAGUAUAAGCAAUGCCCACUGAAGGAAAAGUGGGUAUAAUAUCAUUCUGAUAUCAUUCUGCCAGGUAGGCAUACUUUGCAGUGCCAGUCAACAUUUAAUUGGGUGGGAUGGUUUUUUUGGGAAAGCCCUUCAGAACUUUUCAUUCAAACAGUGCAUGAUGACUGAAUUGCGCAUGGCUAAGAUUCAACCAAGACAUCGGACCAAACGUUUUAAUUGACUCAAUCUCUGAGUAUGUCAUCUCAACCGCUACCAGAUUCCCACCUGAAACACCCAGGGAAGGUCUUCCAAAACUAUUAUUAUUAUUAACACGAUUCAUUAGAUGAUAGAUAAUCUAUUAGAAAUUGUUAGAAAAUGAUGAUAGGAUCAUAAUGUGCACAUGGUUACUGAAGCACAGAGUUACAGUACACCAGGAAACGCAUCUCACUCACAAGUUGAAUGUGAUUGGACAUCAAGAAAUAUCAUGUGACAGGGUUUGGGUCAAUUCCAUUUAAAUUCAGAAAGUAAACCAAACUCCAAAUUUUCCUCAUUUGAAAAGCAUUGAAGAGAAUUUGAGUUUCAGUGUUCUUCCUGAAUUGACUGGAAUUUUAAAUAGUAUUUACCACAAUCCUGCUGGAAGUCCUCAAUUAGUGGUCUACUGUUAGGAACAAGGUAACCUCGUCUCCACACUAACUCCUCCAUUAGCUGUCUGCUGUUUUGGAAUGAGCCUCUGAUAUUGCUUAAUAAAUGCUACUUUAUUAUGAUUCAAAUAUUUAGAAAUUCAAAAUCUGUUAUUUCCCCCCCCCCCCGCGCAUUGAGUGCUGACAAACUGACCAUGGCAUGCCGAAAGGUGCUCUGACCAACAACAAUCUCCUUGUCCCUAACCUCGUCCACCAGUCGUCUCGCUCUGUCUGUAUGCCGUAGCUGAUGUCCUAGGGACGAGGUUACCUUGGUCCUAACAGCAGGCGGCUAAUGUGGCUCAGUUGGUAGAGCAUGGUGCUUGCAACGCCAGGGUUGUGGGUUCGAUUCCCACGGGGGGACCAGUACGAAAAAGUAUGAAAAUGUAUCCACUCAUUACUGUAAGUCGCUCUAGAUAAGAGCGUCUGCUAAUUGACUAAAAUGUAAAAAUAUAAAAUACAUGAAGCCGUAUCAGAGACUCCAUAUGAAGCCGUAUCAGAGACUCCAUAUGAAGCCGUAUCAGAGACCCCAUAUGAAGCCGUUAUCAGAGGCUCCAUAUGAAGCCGUUAUCAGAGGCUCCAUAUGAAGCCGUUAUCAGAGGCUCCAUAUGAAGCCGUUAUCAGAGGCUCCAUAUGAAGCCGUUAUCAGAGGCUCCAUAUGAAGCCGUAUCAGAGACCCCAUAUGAAGCCGUUAUCAGAGGCUCCAUAUGAAGCCGUUAUCAGAGGCUCCAUAUGAAGCCGUUAUCAGAGGCUCCAUAUGAAGCCGUUAUCAGAGGCUCCAUAUGAAGCCGUUAUCAGAGGCUCCAUAUGAAGCCGUUAUCAGAGGCUCCAUAUGAAGCCGUUAUCAGAGGCUCCAUAUGAAGCCGUUAUCAGAGGCUCCAUAUGAAGCCGUUAUCAGAGGCUCCAUAUGAAGCCGUUAUCAGAGGCUCCAUAUGAAGCCGUUAUCAGAGGCUCCAUAUGAAGCCGUUAUCAGAGGCUCCAUAUGAAGCCGUUAUCAGAGGCUCCAUAUGAAGCCGUUAUCAGAGGCUCCAUAUGAAGCCGUUAUCAGAGGCUCCAUAUGAAGCCGUUAUCAGAGGCUCCAUAUGAAGCCGUUACUCAAUGAGGCCUCCAUAUGAAGCCGUUAUCAGAGGCUCCAUAUGAAGCCGUUAUCAGAGGCUGUAUUCCAAAGUGUUUUUGCAAGUGCCAACAUUUUGAAGAUGAAAAACAAUGUAGCACAUAAAACAUUUGUAAAAAAGGCCAGUCACUUUUUUUUUUUUUUUUUUCAACCUUUAAAAAAAAAAAUGACUACAUAUAGAUAAUGGAGUACAUAGAUAAAUUGACUAUUCUUAUGAAUUGUUUUUGAUGCAUGGUUUUGGAGCAUUUUACGUGAUUUAACGACCUAAGAACUAAAUAUUAAAACGUAAACUAAUCACAACGGUACUGGUUCCAUAGCACUCACUAUUAGCUUUGGUUGUGACGAAUGUAAACUUUUAAAUGAUUAAUGUAUUUAGUACAUUUAGCAGCUUUUUUAUUAUUAUUAUUAUUAUUAUUAUUGGUACCUGUGUUGAAGGAAAUGGCUAUAUCCACUACAGGUUCCUGUGUUGAAGCAUACGGUUGGAGAGGUUAACCUCUACGGGAUUGGUGUCCUGUAUACGGGACGGUUGAGCUAACGUGCGCUAAUGUGAUUAGCAUGACUGUUGUAAGUAACAGCAAACUUUCCAGGACAUAGACAUGUCUUAUAUGGGCAGAAAGCUUAAAUUAUUGUUAAUCUAACUGCACUGUCCAAUUUACAGUAGCUGUUACAGUGAAAACAUACCAUGCUAUUGUUUGAGGAGAGUGCACAACAAAAAAUGUAUUACAGCAACUGAUUUGAUACAUUCACCUCUGAAGGUAAAUCAUGUACUUACAUUCAGUAAUCUUGCUCUGAUUUGUCAUCCUAAGUGUCCCAGAGAUAAAAUGUAGCAUAGUUUUGUUUGAUAAAAUCAAUUUUUAUAUUCAAAUGUAGGGAACUGGGUUCUACAGUUUGAACCCCUGCUGUCUCUGGCUCCACACCCACCCCGCCCGGCCAUCUAGAUGUGUGAAAGUUAGUGUAUAAGCUAAUGAUCCAUCAUGUAUGAUAUCCCUGGGAGUGUGUAAACAUACAUUUUGUAUUACCAUAUCAUUUUUGUAUGUUCUCUAUAGUUAUGUACUUGAAAAUGUAUCAAUUGACCAAUUCGGCACAUUUGGGCAGACUUGAUACAAUAUAGUCCAGUAUUGCAAUGCUUCACUGGAUCAAUCUGAAACUUUGCACACACACUGCUGCCAUCUAGUGGGCAAAAUCUAAAUUGUGCCUAAACUGUAAUAUUAUCCAACUUGUGUACAUCGGUGUUGUGUUGGGGCUUAACUAAUAGGCUAACUUCUUCUUCCGUAACUAAGCUAUAUAAUCUAACGAGCUGUUUCAACUUGGUGUGGUACCAAAGUGGAACCACGAUUAACACAAAGAAAGUGUUGAUGAAAUCUAGUUGUGCUCUUUUAGUAGGCUAGCUUCUGUAUCAACUAGCUGUUUUCUAAAGUGUCUCUAAAUGCUUUGAUCAUUGCUUACACCAAAGGCACAUCUUCUCAACUGAGGUGUCAUAAUGACAUCUGACAUGUUUGCAUGCCAACGUCUUUAACAGUAUUUCAUAUUGUCUCAUGUCGUGUCAUUCUUGCGAUCCUCCUGAUUGUACUGAAAUUGUUUGAUUAACAUAACUAUUUGAACGCCUUCUCUCCGUCACCGAAACCCCCCCCUCUCUCUCGCUCUCUCGCUCUCUUUCUCUGCUCUCUCUCUCUCUCUCUCUCUGCUCUCUCUCUCUCUCUCUCUCUGCUCUCUCUCUCUCUCUCUCUCUCUCUCUCUCAUAUCCUCCUCCUGACCCCUAGCUCCUUGCCGCUCAGAGGCCUAACCGUUGCGGUCUCUUCUCUGUAUAAUUUAGGGUUACAUUCCACAAAGCAAAUGGGAGAUGGACACUUCUGAUGCGAAACUCGGUAGGUAUUCCCUUUGUUUUGUGAUCUUACUAAUGUACACUAACAACUAUGGAGUGAAUGGAAUGAUAUUAAACACGUCUUUGAUACCAUUCCAUUUACAGUGCCUUCGGAAAGUAUUCAGACCCCUUGACCUUUUCCACAUUUUGUUAGGUUACAGCCUUAUUCUAAAAUUGAUUAAAUUGUUUUUCCCCCUCAUCAAUCUACACACAAUACCCCAUAAUGACAAAGCAAAAACUGUUUUUUAUAAAAUGUUGUAAAAAAAUUAAUGAAAUGUGAUAUUUACAUAAGUAUUCAGACCCUUUACUCAGUACUUUGUUGAAGCACCUUUGGCAGCGAUUACAGCCUUGAGUCUUCUUGGGUAUGACGCUACAAGCUUGGCACACCUGUAUUUGGGGAGUUUUUCCCAUUCUUCUCUGCAGAUCCUCUCAAGCUCUGUCAGGUUGGAUGUGGAGCGUCGCUGCACAGCUAUUUUCAGGUCUCUCCAGAGAUGUUCAAUCGGGUUCACGUCUGGGCUCUGGCUGGGCCACUCAAGGACAUUCAGAGACUUGUCCCGAAGCCACUCCUGUGUUGUCUUGGCUGUGUGCUUAGGGUCGUUGUCCUGUUGGAAGGUGAACCUUCGCCCCCAGUCUGAGGUCUUGAGCGCUCUGGAGCAGAUUUUCAUCAAGGAUAUCUUUAUACAUUGUUUUGUUAAUCUUUCCCUCGAUCCUGACUAGUCUCCCAGUCCCUGCCACUGAAAAACAUCCCCCCCAGCAUGAUGCUGCCACCACGCUUCACCGUAGGGAUGGUGCCAGGUUUCCUCCAGACGUGACGCUUGGCAUUCAGACCAAAUAGUUCAAUCUUGGUUUCAUCAGACCAGAGAAGCUUGUUUCUCAUGGUCUGAGAGUUUAGGUGCCUUUUGGCAAACUCCAAGUGGACUGUCAUCUGCCUUUUACUGAGGAGUGGCUUCCGUCUGGCCACUCUACCAUAAAGGCGUAAUUGGUGGAGUGCUGCAGAGAUGGUUGUCCUUCUGGAAGGUUCUCCCAUCUCCACAGAGGAACUCUGGAGCUCUGUCAGAGUGACCAUCGGGUUCUUGGUCACCUCCCUGACCAAGGCCCUUCUCCCCCGAUUGCUCAGUUUGGCCCGGGCGGCCAGCUCUAGGAGGAGUCUUGGUGGUUCCAAACUUCUUCCAUUUAAAAAUGAUUGAGGCCGCUGUGUUCUUGGGGACCUUCAAUGCUGCAGAAAUGUUUUGGUACCCUUCCCCAGAUCUGUGCCUAGACACAAUCCUGUCUCAGAGCUCUACGGACAAUUCCUUUGACCUCAUGGCUUGUGCUCUGACAUGCACUGUCAACUGUGGGACCUUAUAUAGACAGGUGUGCCUUUCCAAAUCAAUGGAAUUUACCACAGAUGGACUCCAAGUUGUAGAAACAUCUCAAGGAUGAUCAAUGAAAACAGGAUGCACCUGAGCUCAAUUUCGAGUCUCAUAGCAAAGGGUCUGAAUACUUAUGUAAAUAAGGUAUUUCUGUUUUUUGUUUUUAAUACAUUUGCAAACAUUUCUAAAAACCGGUUUUUGCUUUGUCAUUAUGGGGUAUUGUGUGUAGAUUGCUGAGGAAAUUGUUUUAUUUAAUCCAUUUUAGAAUAAGACUUUAACGUAACAAAAUGUGGGAAUACUUUCCCGAAGGCACUGUACAUGAUGUUCACUAACAACUCCAGCUUCCGGUAGCUUCCGGUAGCUCCUUUUACUCCACAGUAUCCUCUUCCUCUCCAUCGUCUAAACUUCUCCUCCGGGACCCCCAGACGUUGAUAAUUUUGUUGUAGCCCUAAACUAGCUCCCUUGAUUUAAGUAGUCAAGGUCUUGAUAACUAGUUGGCAAGUUUAAAUCAGGUGUGCUAGCUCUGGAAUGGUUCAAAUACAUGGAACGGUUGUGGGUCCCCAAGGUGAGACACUCGGCCCUCCGUGGAAUGAAUUUGACACCUGUGGUCUGACCAGUUUCCUCCUUAUUAUAGACAAAUAUACGGAAACGCUGAAUACAAAUUAUCUGAUCAAAACACACAAAGAUCAAAAUAGUACAUUUUCAAAUAAAUAACAUCCACUCAUAUUUACAAAAAAACAAGAUGUUCUGUAAAGGAACACAUUUGUGCUUGCUUUAAACUGCAAACAGUUUGAACACCAUUUUGCCUUUUUAACUCCCCUUGCUUCAAUAUCAAAACGAGAGGAGACAACUAUUUGACUGGAUCCUUGGUAAUACAUUUGGGAAAACGUGGAAAGUUUCUUACAAAUUAUUUAUAGACGGAGCAAAAAAAUGGCGUUAUACAGAAUCGAAGAAGUGUCGGGCAUCAUCGUCACAGUGACGAUGUCAGUGAAGUAGCUAGUGUUUAUUAUUUUGCUGAGUCGUGAGGUGACGUGGCGAGCGCUCUUCUCCUUACAGACAAGCUGGACGGCCUGGUGAUGGGGGGGAAGAGGAAGAGGGAGGGAGAUGACAUGGCAGGCAUGGAGGACUUCCUUCAGCUGCCAGACGACUACGCCACACGCCACUCUGAGCCCGGCAAGAAGAGGGUAAAGUGGCAUAUCCCAUAUUAUAUCCUGUUUUAACCGUUUCUGUUUAACACACCAUUAAAUAUUGAUUGUUUGACGUUUUCCCAAAACCAUCCUGUCUAAUCUUAUUCAUGCAUUUUUUGUUAGUAAUUUUUUUUUUAAUCCAGGCUAUUCUGAUUUACAAUGACAGCCUGACUGACCAUAUAAUAUGGUUUGCAGACUGUAACAUGUGAUCGUUUUGACUUCUCACAAUCUCUGUAUUUCAAGGCAGAUAAUGUCAUCACAAAAACAGGAUUAUCUAUUGGCGAAAAAUGUGGUUUUGAUCGUGGUUUGGUGUGCUCCCUAAAUACUGUUUCACAAAAUUACGAGAAUAUUUAAAUUGCAAUGCGAUGUCUGAACAGCUAGCUAGCAUCAGCAGAACAUUGCCUGCUCCUCGUCCAUUUCCUGCUCGUGACCCCCGCUGGAUGUUUUCCUUCCUGUCCUCUAGGUUCGCUGGGCUGACCUCGAAGAGCAGAAGGAUGCCGAACGCAAGCGCGAUAUCGGCUUCGUGGUGGGUCAAACAGACUGGGAGAAAAUCACAGACCAGAGUGGACAGAUAGCUCAGAGAGCUCUCAAUCGCACAAAGUAUUUCUAAUAACAGAAGAUCACUGCCCUACCCCCUGCUUCUUGGUUUAUAGGUAUGUCCAUUCAAUUCUAUGAAUAAUCUAAUUUGAUACAGUAUUGCCAUGUUUUUGGAGUUGCGUUUAUGUAAUGACUUGUCUAGUUAUUAAUACCGGUAGUUAUUUGGGGGUUACGAAACUUAAAUGUUUUAUGUCAGGGUUAGUUCCCCAAUAGGUGGCCUCCAAGUUUUCUGAGAGGUUUUAUAUAUAUAUAUAUAUACACACACACAGUACCAGUCAAAAGAUUGGACACCUACUCAUUCAAGGGUUUUUCUUUAUUUUUACUAUUUUCUACAUUGUAGAAUAAUAGUGAAGACAUCAACACUAUGAAAAAACACAUAUGGAAUCAUGUAGUAACCAAAGAAGUGUUAAACAAAUCAAAAUAUAUUUUAGAUUCUUCAAAGUGGCCACCCUUUGCCAUGAUGACAGCUUUGCACACUCUCACUAUUAUAAUACAAUGUAGAAAAUAGUUAUUUUUUUUAAAUAAAGAAAAACCCUUGAAUGAGUAGGAGUGUCCAAACUUUUGACCGGUAGUGUAUAUCAUAAAUCCACACACACUGUCUGGCCAAAAGUAUAUGGACACCCCUUCAAAUUAGCGGAUUCGGCUAUUUCAGCCACACCCAUUGCUGACAGGUGUAUAAAAUCAAGCACGCAGCCAUGCAAUCGCCAUAGAUAAACAUUGGCAGUAGAAUGGCCUUACUGAAGAGCUCAGUGACUUUCAACGUGGCACCGUCAUAGGAUGCCACCUUUCCAGCAAGUCAGUUCCUCAAAUUUCUGCCCUGUUAUUGUGAAGUGGAAACGUCUAGGAGCAACAACGGCUCCGCUGCAAAGUGGUAGGCCACACAAGCUCACAGAACGGGACCGCCAAGUGCUGAAGCGCAUAGCGCGUAAAAAUCGUCUGUCCUCGGUUGCAACACUCGCUACUUUCAAACUGCCUCUGGAAGCAACGUCAGCACAAUAACUAUUCGUCGGGAGCUUCAUGAAAUGGGUUUCCAUGGCCGAGCAGCCACACACAAGCCUAAGAUCACCAGAUUCGGCUGGAGUGGUGUAAAGCUCACCGCCAUUGGACUCUGGAGCAGUGGAAACGCUUUCUCUGAAGUGAUGAAUCACGCUUCACCCUCUGGCAGUCCGAUGGAAGAAUCCGGGUUUGGUGGAUGCCAGGAGAACCUUACCUGCCCCAAUGCAUAGUGCCAACUGUAAAGUUUGGUGGAGGAGGAAUAAUGGUCUGGAGGAAUAACGGUCUGGGGCUGUUUUCAUUGGUUCGGGCUAGGCCCCUUAGUUUCCAGUGAAGGGAAAUCUUAACGCUACAGCAUACAAUGACAUUCUAGACGAUUCUGUGUUUCCAACUUCUGUGUUUCCCUGUGCAAAAAGCGAGGUCCAUACAGAAAUUGUUUGUCGAGAUCGGUGUGGAAGAACUUGACUGGCCUGCACAGAGCCCUGACCUCAACCCCAUCGAACACCUUUGGGAUGAAUUGGAACGCCGACUGCGAGCCAGGCCUAAUCGACCAACAUCAGUGCCCGACCUCACUAAUGCUCUUGUGGCUGAAUGGAAGCAAGUCCCCGCAGCAAUGUUCCAACAUCUAGUGGAAAGCCUUCCCGGAAGAGUGGAGGCCGUUAUAGCAGCAAAGGGGGGGACCAACUCCAUAUUAAUGCCCAUGAUAUUGGAAUGAGAUGUUGGACGAGCAGGUGUCCACAUACUUUUGGCCACAAAGCGUAUGUGUGUGAUUUAGUUUCUUUGGACAUAAGACUGUAAAAUCACAGCAAAUCAGCUAAGUCAUUUUAAUUUAGGAAAUCUGUUCCCAAGUAUUCCCAUGCAUAAAUAGAGGCAUACAGUGCCUUCAGAAAGUAUUCAUACCUCUAGACUUAUUCCACAUUUUGUUGUGUUACAGCCUGAAUUCAAAAUUGAUUCAUUUAAAAAAAUAUAUCACCUACCAACACACAAUACCCCAUAAUGACAAAGUGAAAACAUGUAUUGAAAAUGAAAUGCAGAAAAUACCUAAUACAUGUUAGAAUCACCUUUGGCAGUGAUUACAGCUGUGAGUCUUUCUGGGUAAGUCUCUAAGAGCUUUGCACACCUGGAUUGUACAAUAUUUACACUUUAUUCUUUUUUAAAUUCUUAAAGCUUUGUCAAGUUGGUUGUUGAUCAUUGCCAGACAGCAAUUUUCAAGUCUUGCCAUAGAUUUCCAAGCCGAUUGAAGUCAAAACUGUAACUAGGCCGCUCAGUAACAUUCGAUGUCGUCUUGGUAAGCAACGCCAGUGUAUUUUAGGCCUUGUGUUUUAGGUUAUUGUCCUGCUGAAAGUUGAAUUUGUAUCCCAGUGUCAAAUGGAAUUGUAUUCGUCAUGUGCGCCGAAUACAACUGGUGUAGACUUGCUUACGAGCCCUUCCCAACGAUGCAGUUUAAAAAUAAUCAUACAAUUUAAUAAAAUAUAAUACACAAGAAUAGAGCUACAGUACAAUCGAUCAAUGUUUAGAGGUACUAUAUAUUUGAGGUAGAUGUGUACAUGAAGGCAGGGUAAAGUGACUAGGCAUCAGGAUAGAUAAUAAUAAGGUAUUUGAGGUAGAUAUGUACAUGAAGGCAGGGUAAAGUGACUAGGCAUCAGGAUAGAUAAUAUUAAGGUAUUUGAGGUAGAUAUGUACAGUUGAAGUCGGAAGUUUACAUACACCUUAGCCAAAUACAUUUAAACUCAGUUUUUCACAAUUCCUGACAUUUAAUCCUAGUAAAAAUUCCCUGUCUUAGGUCAGUUAGGAUCACCACUUUAUUUUAAGAAUGUGAAAUGUCAGAAUAAUAGUAGAGAGAAUGAUUUAUUUCAGUUUUUAUUUCUUUCAUCACAUUCCCAGUGGGUCAGAAGUUUACAUACACUCAAUUAGUAUUUGGUAGCAUUGCCUUUAAAUUGUUUAACUUGGGUCAAACGUUUCGGGUAGCCUUCCACAAGCUUCCCACAAUAAGUUGGGUGAAUUUUGGCCCAUUCCUCCUGACAGAGCUGGUGUAACUGAGUCAGGUUUGUAGGCCUCCUUGCUCGUACAUGCUAUUUCAGUUCUACCCACACAUUUUCUAUAGGAUUGAGGUCAGGGCUUUGUGAUGGCCACUCCAAUACCUUGACUUUGUUGUCCUUAAGCCAUUUUGCCACAACUUUGGAAGUAUGUUUCGGGUCAUUGUCCAUUUGGAACAAGCUUUAACUUCCUGACUGAUGUCUUGAGAUGUUGCUUCAAUAUAUCCACAUAAUUUUCCUUCCUCAUGAUGCCAUCUAUUUUGUGAAGCGCACCCCCACAGCAUGAUGCUGCCACCCCUGCGUGGUCCCAUGGUGUUUAUACUUGCGUACUAUUGUUUGUACAGAUGAACGUGGUACCUUCAGGCAUUUGGAAAUUGCUCCCAAGGAUGAACCAGACUUGUGGAGGUCUACAAUUGUUUUUCUGAUGUCUUGGCUGAUUUAUUUUGAUUUUCCCCAUGAUGUCAAGCAAAGAGGCACUGAGUUUGAAGGUAGGCCUUGAAAUACAUCCACAGGUGGUCCUCUGUAGCUCAGCUGGUAGAGCACGGCGCUUGUAACGCCAAGGUAGUGGGUUCGAUCCCCGGGACCACCCAUACACAAAAAUGUAUGCAUGCAUGACUGUAAGUCGCUUUGGAUAAAAGCGUCUGCUAAAUGGCAUAUUAUUAUUAUUUUUACACCUCCAAUAGACUCAAAUGAUGUCAAUUAGCCUAUCAGAAGCUUCUAAAGCCAUGACAUCCUUUUCUGGAAUUUUCCAAGCUGUUUAAAGGCACCGUCAACUUAGUGUAUGUAAACUUCUGACCCACUGGAAUUGUGAUACAGUGAAUUAUAAGUGAAAUAAUCUCUGUAAACAAUUGUUGGAAAAAUGACUUGUGUCAUGCACAAAGUAGAUGUCCUAACCGACUUGCCAAAACUAUAGUUUGUUAACAAGAAAUGUGUGGAGUGGUUGAAAAACUAGUCUUAAUGACUCCAACCUAAGUGUAUGUAAACUUCCGACUUCAACUGUACAUGAAGGCAGGGUAAAGUGACUAGGCAUCAGGAUAGAUAAUAAUAAGGUUCUUGAGGUAGAUAUGUACAUGAAGGCAGGGUAAAGUGACUAGGCAUCAGGAUAGAUAAUAAUAAUAAUAAUAAUAAUAAUAAUAAUAAGAGUAAAAUAAAGAACAGAGUAGCAAAUGUGGGGUGCAUAUGUAGUGAAUUUGUGUGGGAGUGUCAAAGUAGGGUGUGUGUGUGUGAGUGAGUGAGGAUCAAUGCAAGAUAGUCAGUGCAGAUAGUUCGGGGACCAUUAAUUCAGUUGUCUGGCUAUUUAGCGGUCUUAUGGCUUCGGGGUAGAAGCUUUCUCAGAACCUGUUCGUCCGAGAGCUGAUGCUCCGGUACCGUUUGUCGGACGGUAACAGAGUGAACAGUCUAUGGCUUGGGUGGCUGGAGUCUUUGGCAAUUUUUCGGGCCUUCCUCUGACACCGCCUGGUAUAGAGGUCCUGGAUGGCAGGGAACUCGGCCCCAGUGAUGUAUUGGGCUGUCCACACCACCCUCUGUAGCGCUUUGCGGUCAAGGGCGGUGCAUUUGCCAUACCAAGCGGUGAUGCAGCCAGUCAAGAUGCUCUCGAUGGUGCAGCUGUAGAACUUUUUGAGGAUCCGAGGGCCCAUGCCAAAUCUUUUCAGCCUCCUGAGGGGGAGGAGGAGGGGGAGGAGGCACUGCCGUGCUGUGUGGGCGGGUGUGUGUGGACCAUGUUAAGUCCUUAGUGAUGUGGACGCCAAGGAACAUGAAGCUCUCGACCCGCUCCACAACAGGCUGGAUGGGGAGGUGGACGUGGACAGGCCCUCCCCUUUUUUCUCCUAUAGUACUGCUUGGUCUUACUGACAUUGAGGGAGAGGUUUUUGCUCCGGCACCACACUGCUGUCUCUGACCUCCUCCCUGUAGGCUGUGUCGUCGCUGCCGUUGAUCAGGCCUACCACCAUCGUGUCGUCAGCAAACUUGAUGAUGGUGUGAGUCAUGGGUGGCCAUGCAGUCGUGGGUGAACAGGGAGUACAGGAGGGGACUAAGCACACACCCCUGAGGGGCCCCCGUGUUGAGGGUCAGCGUGGGGGUGGUGUUGUUGCCUACCCUCACCACCUUGGGGCGGCCCAUCAGGAAGUCCAGGAUCCAGUUUGCAGAGGGAGGGGUUCAGUCCAGGGGUCCCUAGCUUGGUGAUGAGCUUGGAGGGCACUAUGGUGUUAAACUAUGAACAGCAUUCUCACAUUUAUUUCCCCUCUUGUCCAGUUGGGAGAGGCCAGUGUGAAGUGCUAUUGAGAUCGAUCUGUGGAUCUGUUAGGAAUUGUAUGCGAAUUGGAGUGGGUCUGGGAUGAUUGUGUUGAUGUGUGUCAUGGCCAGCCUUUCAAAGCACUUCAUAAUUACAGAUGUGAGCGCUACCUGGGCGGUAUUCAUUUAGGCAGGUUACCUUGGUGCUCUUGGGAACAGAGACAAUGGUGGUCAGCUUGAAACAUGUUGGGAUAACAGACUGGGCCAAGGAGAGAUUGAAAGACACUUGCCAGUUGGUCUGCGCAUGUUUUGAGAACGUGCCCUGGUAUUCCGUCUGUCCCGGCGGCCUUGUUAUUGUUAACCUGUUUUAAAUGUUUUGCUCGCAUCGGCCACGGAGAGACGAGGUCAGAGUCAUUCAGAAAAACAGGGGCUUUCACACGCAAGGCACAGUGUUAUAUUCCUCAAAGCAAGCAUAAAAGGCAUUUAGCUCGUUUGGGAGUUCUACAUCGCUGGGCAACUCACGUCUGGGUUUCCCUUUUUGUAAUCAGUCAUCGUCUACAAGCCCUGCCACAUACGAUUUGCGUCGGAGUCGGUGUAAUAGGAUUCCACCGUCCUCCUAUAUUGUCCUUUUGCAUGUUUGAUGUCUCGUCGGCUGUUGUAGCGGGCUUUCUCUUUUUGCGUACAUGUCCGUGUCCUGUUCCUUGUAGGCGGUAGCUCGGCUGUUGUAGCGGGCUUUCUCUUUUUGCGUACAUGUCCGUGUCCUGUUCCUUGUAAGCGGUAGCUCUAGCCUUUAGUCCAGCGUGGAUAUUGUCUGUUGGAGAGCAGACUGAACCAGGUUUUUCCUCUAGGAUUUUGCUUGUUCUUAGCUUUAUUCCAUUUAUUUGUAUCCUAAAAACCUCCGUAGUCCUUGCCGAUGACAAGCACACCCAUAACAUGAUGCGGCCACCACCAUGCUUGAAAAUAAGAAGAGUGGUACUCAGUGAUGUGUUGUAUUUGCCCCAAACAUAGCGCUUUUUGUAUUCAGGACAGAAGGAAAUUAGAGGUAGUUUCGCGAGCCAAUGCUAACUAGCGUUAGCAGAAUGAAAUCUAGACUUUCAGUCAUUGCGCUAGCUAGCAACUUCCUUCAAACUGCACGCAGAGACAUAAAAAUGGUAUCCACAAGUUCAUCUGACUCUGGGGAAGUAGAUAAAGGGCCUCAUUGCAAAAAUUCCCAAGUAUCCCUUUAAAGUCAACAUUGGCCUCAUGGUGAAAUCCUGGAGCGGUUUCCUUCCUCUCCGGCAACUGAGUUAGGAAGUACGCCUGUAUCUUUGUAGUGACUGGGUGUAUUGAUGCACCACCCAAAGUGUAAUUAAUAACUUCACCAUGCUCAAAGGGAUAUUCAAUAUUCAAGGUCUGCUUUUUUUAUUUUUACCAAUCUACCAAUAGGUGCCCUUCUUUGCGAGGCAUUGGAAAACCUACCUGGUCUUUGUGGUUGAAUGUUUGAAAUUCACUGCUUGACUGAGGGACCUUACAAUUAUCUGUAUGUGUGGGGUACAGAGAUGAGGUAGUCAUUCCAAAAUAAUGUCAAACACUAUUAUUGCAAACGGUGAGUCCAUGCAACUUAUUAUGUGACUUGUUAAACACCUUUUUACUCCUGAACUUAUUUAGGCUUGCCAUAACAAAGGGGUUGAAUACUUAUUGACUCAAGACAUUUCAGCUUUUCAUUUUUUAUUAAUUAGUCAAAUUUUCUAAAAAAAAAACAUAAUUCCACUUUUAAAUUAUGGGGUAUUGUGUGUAGGCCAGUGACACAAAAUCUCAGUUGAAUCGAUUUUUAAUCAGGCAGUAAGUAACACAGCUAAUUGUGGAAAAAGUCAAGGGUUCUGAAUACUUUCUGAAGGCCCUGUAUGUGAUCGUAUCCCAACGUAAUCAAGGUUUGAAAUUAUUCUGUUUUUGUCAUACUAUAUCUGUUUGGGAUUCUUGCAGUCAAUUUGCAGUUUACAAAUUAUUUAUAACAAUGUUCCGGCUCCGCGACCAUCCGCUUAAGGAAAAAUCUGCCCAUGGCUGAAUGUAAUUGGGGAGCCCUGUUCUAUGUGAAAGCACCCGUGUAACUACUCUUUUGGGUGAACAGAAAAGCGCAGUUUUAAUCCGUUGACGAGAUGUCUAUAUUAGAGUUUGCCUAAUUUUGACAUGGAUCAUAAAUCGAAGGAAGAUAUGUUAAGUUAUUGUAAGAUCGUUAAUUGAAAAGUUCAUUUGGAUGGAUGUAGCAAUUGCAGAUUGCCACUUUUAAUCUUUUUGUGGCAUAUUUUUUCAAUCAGUUUUCUUUCUUCCUCUAGGUCUGCAGACUGAAUAUGCUUAACCCGUUUCUCGAAAACAAAGUCAUGAAGAAUACUCAUUCUACCUGUCGACAUUUAGGGAAGCCAUAGUUGUUUAUUCCAUUUUUAGAAUACAGAAUAGCUUUCUCUUGCGUUCAAUUAUUUUAUUACUGAUCUUCAUUUUGAAUAUGUUUUGUUUUUUGUUUUUCUUCAUCCUUUCGAUGGUAAAUUCUUGCACCAGUUUAUCUUGAGCGAUGCUUCUCAUUUUAUACUGUAAUGUCUACCUGUAAUGUUAGCACUGUUGCUUAUUUUAUGAAAUAAACUGAAGAAACAAUAAAGGUUUCACACCAAAAACAACCAGGAGUGUCUCAUGUGAGUGAUCAUGUGGGCCACGCCAUGGAGAUUCUUCUGUGAUGUCUGUUUCAUGUGGACCAGGUACAGUACAACCUCAAAAGAUACAAACCAAAUAUUUUUUUGAUGUUUUUUUUUU
This is a messenger RNA of Coregonus sp. 'balchen', 30268 nucleotides long. The record is from the annotation of a GenBank genome assembly. Lineage: Eukaryota; Metazoa; Chordata; Actinopteri; Salmoniformes; Salmonidae.